Molecule: messenger RNA, 2535 nt
Organism: Balaenoptera musculus (blue whale)
Lineage: Eukaryota; Metazoa; Chordata; Mammalia; Artiodactyla; Balaenopteridae
Gene: NLN
Product: neurolysin
Exons: 13
Coding region: 155-2269 (704 amino acids)
Biological process (GO): peptide metabolic process; proteolysis
Cellular component (GO): mitochondrial intermembrane space
Molecular function (GO): metalloendopeptidase activity
Source: RefSeq, a predicted model, not a curated record
CUGCCGCACGUGGGAGGGUUCAGGCGGAGCUCGCUGCCGCCGCUGCUCUUGCCUCUUCUGCUAGGCCGCCGCGCGGCUUCCUGGCGUCCCGAAUCCCUCACCCCCAAAGCGGAGGACAGCGCGCCCUCAGCCUCCGUCGCCUUUCGGCGCUCCCAUGAUCGCCCAGUGCUUUUCGGCUGUGCGAAGCCUCCACAGAAUUGGUGGUUCCAGGAUUUUAUUCAGAAUGACUUUAGGAAAAGAAGUGAUGUCUCCUCUUCAGGCAAUGUCUUCCUAUACUGCAACUGGCAGAAAUGUUUUAAGAUGGGAUCUUUCACCAGAGCAAAUUAAAACAAGAACUGAGGAGCUUGUUGCACAGACCAAACAGGUGUACGAUGCUAUUGCAAUGCUUGACAUUGAGGAAGUAACUUACAAGAACUGUUUGCAGGCACUGGCAGAUGUAGAAGUGAAGUAUAUAGUGGAACGAACCAUGCUAGACUUUCCCCAGCACGUCUCCUCUGACAAAGAAGUACGAGCAGCAAGUACAGAAGCAGACAAAAGACUUUCUCGUUUUGAUAUCGAGAUGAGCAUGAGAGAAGAUAUCUUUCUGAGAAUUGUUCAUUUAAAGGAAACGUGUGAUCUGGGAAAGAUAAAGCCUGAAGCCAGACGAUACUUGGAAAAAUCAGUGAAAAUGGGAAAAAGGAACGGGCUCCAUCUUCCAGAACAAGUACAAAAUGAAAUUAAAGCAAUGAAGAAAAGAAUGAGUGAACUAUGUAUUGACUUUAACAAAAACCUCAAUGAGGAUGAUACCUUCCUUGAAUUUUCCAAGGCUGAACUUGGUGCUCUUCCUGAUGAUUUCAUUGACAGUUUGGAAAAGACAGAUGAUGACAAGUAUAAAAUUACCUUAAAAUAUCCACACUAUUUUCCUGUCAUGAAGAAAUGUUGUAUCCCUGAAACCAGAAGGAAGAUGGAAAUGGCUUUUAAUACAAGAUGCAAAGAGGAAAACACCAUAAUUCUGCAUCAGCUACUCCCACUGCGGGCCAAAGUAGCCAAACUGCUCGGCUAUAGCACACAUGCUGACUUUGUCCUUGAAAUGAAUACUGCGAAGAGUACAAGCCACGUAACAGCCUUUCUAGAUGAUUUAAGCCAGAAAUUAAAACCCUUGGGUGAAGCAGAACGAGAGUUUAUUUUGAAUUUGAAGAAAAAGGAAUGUGAAGAGAGAGGUCUUGAAUACGAUGGGAAAAUCAAUGCCUGGGAUCUAUAUUACUACAUGACUCAGACAGAAGAACUCAAGUACUCUGUAGACCAAGAGAUCCUCAAGGAAUACUUCCCAAUUGAAGUGGUCACUGAAGGCUUACUGAACAUCUACCAGGAGCUGUUGGGACUUUCAUUUGAGCAAGUGACAGAUGCUCAUGUUUGGCAUAAAAGUGUUACACUUUACACUGUGAAGGAUAAAGCUACGGGAGAAGUAUUAGGACAGUUCUACUUGGACCUCUAUCCAAGGGAAGGAAAAUAUAACCACGCAGCCUGCUUCGGUCUCCAGCCCGGCUGCCUCCUGCCUGAUGGGAGCCGCAUGAUAUCUGUGGCUGCCCUCGUGGUGAACUUCUCACAGCCACUAGCAGGUCGUCCCUCUCUCCUGAGACACGAUGAGGUGAGGACUUACUUCCACGAAUUUGGUCACGUCAUGCAUCAGAUUUGUGCACAGACCGACUUUGCACGAUUUAGUGGAACAAAUGUGGAAACUGACUUCGUAGAGGUGCCAUCACAAAUGCUUGAAAAUUGGGUGUGGGAUGCUGAUUCCCUCCGAAGACUGUCAAAACAUUAUAAAGAUGGAAGCCCUAUUACAGAUGAUCUGCUUGAAAAACUUGUGGCUUCUAGACUGGUCAAUACAGGUCUCCUGACCUUACGCCAGAUUGUUUUGAGCAAAGUUGAUCAGUCUCUCCAUACCAACACUUCGCUGGAUGCUGCAAGUGAAUAUGCCAAAUACUGCACAGAAAUUUUAGGUGUUGCAGCUACUCCAGACACAAAUAUGCCAGCAACUUUUGGACAUUUGGCAGGGGGAUAUGAUGGCCAAUAUUACGGAUAUCUUUGGAGUGAAGUAUUUUCCAUGGACAUGUUUUACAGCUGUUUUAAAGAAGAAGGGAUAAUGAAUCCAGAGGUUGGAAUGAAAUACAGAAACCUAAUCCUGAAACCUGGGGGAUCUAUGGACGGCAUGGACAUGCUCCAGAAUUUCUUGAAACGUGAGCCAAACCAAAAAGCGUUCCUAAUGAGUAGAGGCCUGCAUGCUCCGUAAACUGGGGAUCUUUGGGAGCAGUCCAUGUCUGGAGGACAAGCUGACAUCAUCUUGUAUUACUGGCCUGGAAACUGAAGGGAGUUUUGCAAGUGAAAAUGUAGAUUUCUAUUGACUUCCUUUUGUUUUUUGAUUUGAAAAAUUAUACAGAUGUAAAUGGAAUUAUAAAUACUGUGACCUAAGAAAAGACCCAUUAGAAAAUAAUUGUACUAUAAAAUUUCAUAAAAAUGGAUUUGAUUUCAUUUUAUAAAAGUUUCAUAUGAACGUAA